Messenger RNA from Papaver somniferum (opium poppy), 930 nucleotides. Its product is annotated as FACT complex subunit SPT16-like. Gene Ontology annotation, molecular function: nucleosome binding. Gene Ontology annotation, cellular component: FACT complex. Gene Ontology annotation, biological process: positive regulation of transcription elongation by RNA polymerase II; transcription elongation by RNA polymerase II. The transcript is spliced from 2 exons. NCBI's taxonomy places the organism in Eukaryota, Viridiplantae, Streptophyta, Magnoliopsida, Ranunculales, Papaveraceae. The record is from RefSeq and is a predicted model, not a curated record. Bases 1 to 930 code for a protein of 309 amino acids.
AUGUCCGGAGCAGUUAAGGGUGAUGUUAUGGAUAAACAUGUACGGAGAAAUUUGGAGCAUAUUAUCAUCACACGUAAAAUAAGACUUUCUUAUUCAAAGUUAUCAAACCUGUUUGCUAAGGAGAUACUUAACCAAACACUAAGGCUUCAACAGAUAAAGGAGAAAAUUAGUGGGAUUUCGAAUAGGAGUGGGGAGAGACUUAGCUCAAAAGAAAAAAUUAUUCGAUAUAUGAAGCCGGAAAAGGUUCGUAUAUGUCUUCUUCCUGACAUAAGAGGCGUAAAUGAAACCCAUGUAUUGCCUCGCAGUGAGAAUGUUGUUUCAUGUUGUAUUGGGUCUACGUACGGGAGUUACUGCUCCUUCAUCGCAAGAACAUAUCUAUUUAAUCCCAAUGAAUUUCAGUUGAAUGCCUACCGGGUUCUCUUCCAGGCCCAAGAGGCAGCAAUUGCUGCUCUACAGCCGGGAAGUAGGAUUCGAGAUAUUUAUAAUUCGGCUUUGGCUGUAGUUCAGAAUCAAGAUGUUCAUGGGUUUGUUGAAUACAUUGGAAACACAGUUGGGAUGGGUAUCGGAAUUGAGUUUAACGAAACUUAUCUUGAAUUAAACGCCACAAACGAAGUGCACAUACUACUAGGAAUGGUUUUCAAGGUGGUUGUAAGCUUAAACAAUGUGCAACCUACGAAUGGGGAAAUGUUUUCUAUGAUUCUGGGGGACACUGUGAUUGUCGGUGAAACUGGUGUGCCGCCUCGUGUUGUUACUUUGAGCUUGAAAAAAGUUGAGGAAGUAGUUUGCAGGUCCAAAAAAGAGUCGGAAGGAAGCUCUGGAGCCAAAGAUCUAAAGAUGGGAAAUCAGGAAGUUAAAGUAUAUCAAAGUAAAAGGCCCAAAAAAAGAAGUGCAAUAACUAAGUUGAAUAGCCCUCAGUGCAAACUUGACUGA